UUCAUUUUUUGUGCUUGGUACUCCUCUUACCAGCUUUUAGCUGUUUACUUGUUUUCUGUAUUGUUUUUGGUUUUACAUUUUAAGGAUGGCCGAGACUGAGCUGACCAAGGCUUUGCGAGAUUUGCCGAUUCGCGUACAAACUGCAAGUAGGAAGGAGAGAUUAAAUGUUCUGCAAAAUGUCGUGUCGGUGUUGUCAAACCCAGGGAUCACGGAGGGCAUCGUGCGUGGCAUCUGCAAGGUGCUGGUGCUCACGCUGCCCCGGUACCGGGACAGCACAUCGCAGUCGUACGUGCGCAACGUCAUAGUGGAGCUGACGAGGCUGCACUGCGACUGGACCAUGAAGCACCUCACCGCGACCCUGAGCGACGUGGCCUCUGCCCACAAGAGCCUGGUUCACACCAAGAGCACGUCGCAGACGGCGCUGUACGCGCUGGGCUGGUCCUGCCUGCUGGUGGAGCACGGCCUCGGGAGGUGCUCGGACGGCGCCAAGGCGGACUUCCAGCCGCUGGUCGAGGCCCAGGCGGCGCUGCUGGCGGCCGCGGUGGCCGCGCGGGACCGCAAGGCGCGCUCCAAGGCCUACCGCCUCCUGUCGACGACGUGGCGCUCCGUCCCGGGCUGCGAGGAGCUGUACGGCAACGCCCUGUGCGGCGCCGAGCCGGGGGGCCACGUCGCGGUGCUCGGGUCGUACCUGCUGCAGCACCUGGCCGGGGCCGGGAGGACCGACCUGGUCGACAGGUACAAGCCGGCGCUGCUCGACACGUUCAUCAAGGUGGUGGUGAGCGCGAAGCAGAAGCCGUCCGUGUGGGUGAUCGCGGAGAGCCGGGUGCUGCUGAGACACGUCUCGCACGAGGAGUUCCGGCAGCAGCUCCUGCCGGCCAUGCGCAAGGCCACGCUGCGCAACCCCGAGGUCAUCCUGGAGGCGGUGGGGCACAUCCUCGCCUGCCUGUCCCUGGACCUCAGCCAGUACGCGCUCGACAUCUGCAAGAACCUGGCCGCGAACCUGCACGCGAAGGACGACCUGGCGCGGGAGGAGGCCGUGUUCGCGUGCCGCAGCCUCGCGCAGCAGUGCAGCGACGCCGGCGCGCUGGAGUCCCUCCUGCAGCACCUGUUCGACGUGUUCCACGGCUCCGAGGGCAAGCUCACCGUCGCCACCCACAAGAUCAGUGUGCUGGAGGGAGCAGGAAGCCUCAGCCACAAUGCCGUCACGGGGAGCAGUGUGUACAAGCUGGCAUCCUUUGCUGCUGAUCAUUUCAUCAAGGUUCUGGAAAUUGAAGUUCAUGAGAAAACACUCAUCCAAGCACUCGAAAUGUUCUCCUUGUGGUGCGCCAAGUUCAGUAAUGAAGUUCCGAGCAAGGUUGUCGAAUGGUUGAAGAAAGGCACCAGCCUGAAGACAUCUACAGCGGCAGUUCGCACGGCAUACAUCAGUUGCAUGUCCGCAUGCUUCAAUGGCAACACCCUGUCGCAAGGAGUGGAGCUUGUACCUCAUCUUUUGAAAACUGUGGAGAAGGCAGUUGCCCAGCCGACGCAGGUACCCGUCGUGACUGAGGCACUCGCUGCCACCUGCCUCCUCCUCAAGAUGGCAUCCACGGACUUGUGUCCCGAGAAAAGUCUCAAUAACUUGUGGAAUAUUAUCCUGGACAUGGACAAGCAGUUAUUUAUCUCUGAAAAGUUCCUCACGCUCGCCUCUGAUGACGCCCUGUACCUGGUGAUGACGCUGUGCGAGCGCCUGCUGCUGGACCACGAGGAGCGCCUGGACGGGCGCGCGGGCCCCGUGCACAGGGCCGUGCUGUUCUGCCUCACGGCGCCCGGCUCCCGCCUGCGCCUGCGCUGCUGCGCGGCCGCCCGCCGCAUGGUGUCUACGCUGGGCGGCACGGCGCUCGCCAGGCUCCUGCUGCGCGAGCUGGCCCGGCAGCUGCGCGACCGCCCCGCCCCCUCCUCCUCCCCGCUCGACCACGACAAGGAGAACCAGGACGGCCCCGACCACGGCGGGGGAGGAGGAGGGGGGCAGGCCCCCGCCAAGGUGCUGGUGGGGUGCAUCACCACCAUCUGCUCCGGGGUCAACCUGGCGCCCGAGGACGCCCAGACGCUGGCCCAGGACAGCCUCGUCUGCUGCCACGACCCCUCCAUAGUUUCAGUCUCGCCUGAUUUGUGGCUCAGGCUGUUGAAGCAUUUGAAGCUAGACCCGAGAACUUUCAUAGAGUCUAACAAGGAUAAACUUACAAAACUGCUGGUGGAGGAGUAUGCUCCUACUGCGUAUCUCCAUAACUCUUUGAAGACUGUAGUCAGUUUGAAUCCUGACUCCAUUUUGGGCUCAUUAGUGUCGUUUGUGGUGGACAGCUUGAAUGACGCUAGCAUUCUCCAUGUCACAAAGAACGAUUACUUCACAUUUCUGAUGCCAGAGGGAGAACUGUACGACAAAAGUGUGAUUGCUGGGAAGGACCAGGAGAGCGAGCUGAACGCCAGGAACGUGAAGCGCGAGAGCAAGGCGUACUCAUACAAGGAGCAGCUGGAGGCCCUGCAGCUGCGCCGGGAGCUGGAGGAGAAGAAGCGACGCCAGGGCAAGCUGAAGCAGCCGGAGCUCAGCCCCAAGCAGCAGGAGGCCAUGCGGCUGCAGCUGGAGAAGGAGAGCGCCGUCCGCGCCCGCCUCUCCCAGUUAAACCAGAAGUUAAUUAAGACAGUAUCCAUGGUGACCGCCGCCAUCGAAGGCACCGGCCGAGAGUUGUCCGUGUACUUCCGGGAUCUCCUCCCGCCAAUCCUGAGGAACUUGCAGUCCCCGCUGGCAGCACCCUACCUCACAAAGCUGUUCGUUGACCUCCGGAAGUGCGUGUUCUUUGGUGAACAAGAAUCUCUAGGCGAGCUGGUGGCGCACGUGACGUUGCGGCUCCAGGAGCCGCAGUGCGACACGGACGCGCGCUGGGAGGGGGAGGAGCUCUCGGCGGCCAUGACGCGCGCCGUGCGCUCGGUGCACCGCGCGACCCGGGGACGCGGCGCGGUCCCGCUCUCCGCCCCGGCGUUCUGCUACGUGUUCCCGCUGCUGCGGUCGGCGCUCCUGUCGCCGCUGGCCAGGAUCGACGACGACCUCGUGGUGGCGAGCCUGCAGGUGGUGUCCGUGCACGCGCAGGUGCGCGGCGAGGGUGGCGGGCUGCACCACCCGGGACUGCUGCCGCGCAGGGAGAUGUUCCAGCUGCUCAUCGAGAUCAUUGGCCGCACCAGCUCCCGCAUCCAGGCCCAGGCGGGCGCCGCGCUGCUGGACGUCGCGACGUCGGGGUCGGGGGUGGAGGGCGCCGCGAGAGCCUCUGCGGACGAGAUCGACUGCCUGCUCAGCGCCCUCCAGAAUCCUUCCGCCGUGGUGCGGGACGCUGCUCUCCGGGGCCUGGCAGUAAUGGUGCAUGCUCUUCCUACCCUGGAUGAUAACCCUGAUCAAGCUGUGUGCUUAACGAGAAGAGUUUGGGUUGCAAAGUUUGAUGUUCACGAAGAAAACAGGGCGCUGGCCGAGAAGCUGUGGACGGUGGCGGGGCUGCGGCCCUCGCUGGUGAUGUGGGAGGACCUCAUGACGGACGUCGUCCACCCGGUGGACGACCUUCAGAAGGCCGGGGCGCGGGCCCUGGCCGCCCUGCUCGAGCAGGAGCGCGACCUGGUCGACCGUGUGCUCGACAAGCUGCUCGAGACCUACCACGGCAAGCUGUCGAUUGUCCCGCCGAAGCUGGACAGUUUCGGACGAGUGAUCGAGCAGCCGAUUGACACGUGGGAGCCGCGCAGCGGAGUGGCGCUGGCCCUUGCGCAGGUCGCUCCGCUACUCGACUGCAAGUCGGUCGCUCAGAUGGUCACGUUCUUCGUGCCCACGGGCCUGGGCGACCGCAACGAAGAGGUUCGCAAGAACAUGCUCGCAGCUGCGUUGGCUGCCGUCGACAGCCACGGGAAGGAAACUGUGAACAGUUUGCUGCCCGUGUUCGAAGACUUCCUGGACCAAGCCCCAGAUUCCGGGAGCUUUGACGCCGUGAGGCAGUCUGUCGUAAUCCUAAUGGGGUCGCUUGCUCGCCAUUUGGACAAAGAUGACCGCAAGAUCAGGCCAAUUGUCACAAAGCUGAUAGAUGCUCUCUCUACACCGUCACAGCAGGUGCAGGAGGCGGUGGCCAACUGCCUCCCGCCGCUCGUCCCGGCCGUCAAGGACGAGGCUCCGCAGAUCGUGCAGAAGCUGCUGAGCCAGCUGCUAGAGUCGGAGAACUACGGGGAGCGGAAGGGGGCGGCCUACGGCCUGGCCGGCCUCGUGAAGGGGAUGGGCAUACUGGCCCUCAAGCAGCUCGACAUCAUGAACACCCUCACCACGGCCAUCCAGAACAAGAAGAACUUCAGGCACAGAGAAGGAGCGCUGUUUGCGUUCGAGAUGCUGUGCAACAUGCUGGGGCGGCUGUUCGAGCCGUACAUCGUCCACGUGCUGCCCCACCUGCUGCUGUGCUUCGGCGACGGCAACCAGUACGUGCGGGACGCGACGGACGAGACGGCGCGCGUCGUCAUGAGCAAGCUCUCGGCGCACGGCGUGAAGCUGGUGCUGCCCUCGCUGCUGGCCGCACUCGAGGAGGACUCCUGGAGGACCAAGACCGGCUCGGUGGAGCUGCUCGGGGCGAUGGCGUACUGCGCGCCCAAGCAGCUGUCGUCCUGCCUGCCGAGCAUCGUGCCCAAGCUCAUCGAGGUGCUGAGCGAUUCCCACGUCAAGGUGCAGAAGGCCGGGGCCCAGGCCCUGAAGCUCAUCGGCUCGGUCAUCCGCAACCCCGAGAUACAAGCCAUCGUGCCGGUGCUGCUGGAGGCACUGCAGGACCCGUCGAACCGCACGGCCACGUGCCUCCAGACGCUGCUCGACACGCAGUUCGUGCACUUCAUCGACGCCCCGUCGCUGGCGCUCAUCAUGCCCGUGGUGCAGCGCGCCUUCAUGGACCGCUCCACGGAGACGCGCAAGAUGGCCGCGCAGAUCAUCGGCAACAUGUACUCGCUGACGGACCAGAAGGACCUGACCCCGUACCUGCCCACCAUCAUCCCCGGCCUCAAGUCCUCGCUGCUGGACCCCGUGCCCGAGGUGCGCAGCGUGUCCGCGCGAGCCCUGGGCGCCAUGGUGCGAGGCAUGGGCGAGUCGAGCUUCGAGGAUCUGCUCCCGUGGCUCAUGCAGACGCUCACCUCGGAGACCAGCUCCGUGGACCGCUCGGGAGCCGCCCAGGGCCUCAGCGAGGUGGUGGGCGGCCUCGGGGUCGAGAAGCUGCACAAGCUCAUGCCCGAGAUUAUAAGCACGGCUGAGAGAACUGACAUAGCACCGCACGUGAAAGAUGGCUACAUCAUGAUGUUCAUAUACAUGCCUGUUGCUUUCACCAACGAAUUCACACCCUACAUUGGUCAGAUCAUAAACCCAAUAUUAAAGGCACUUGCAGAUGAAAACGAAUUUGUGCGUGACACAGCGCUGAAGGCAGGCCAGCGCAUUGUGAACCUGUACGCGGACAAGGCCAUCACUCUGCUGCUGCCGGAGCUCGAGAGAGGGCUUUUCGACGACAACUGGAGGAUCCGCUACAGCUCCGUGCAGCUUCUGGGAGACCUGCUCUACAGGAUAUCGGGAGUUUCGGGAAAGAUGAGCACAGAGACUGCUGACGAAGACGACAACUUUGGAACAGAACAGUCUCAUCAGGCCAUCAUCGACGCGCUGGGCGGAGGCCGCCGCAACAGGGUGCUGGCAGGGCUGUACAUGGGCCGCUCGGACGUGGCGCUGAUGGUGCGCCAGGCGGCGCUGCACGUGUGGAAGGUGGUGGUGACCAACACCCCUCGCACCCUGCGCGAGAUCCUCCCCACGCUCUUCAGCCUGCUGCUGGGCUGCCUCGCCAGCACCAGCUACGACAAGCGACAGGUGGCGGCACGCACCCUGGGAGACCUGGUGCGCAAGCUGGGGGAGCGGGUGCUGCCCGAGAUCAUACCCAUCCUGGAGAAGGGGCUGGAGUCGGACCAGCCGGACCAGCGGCAGGGCGUGUGCAUCGGCCUGUCGGAGAUCAUGGCCUCCACCAGCAAGGACAUGGUGCUGACGUUCGUGAACAGCCUGGUGCCCACGGUGCGCCGGGCGCUGUGCGACCCCCUGCCCGAGGUGCGGCAGGCCGCCGCCAGGACCUUCGACAGCCUGCACGCAACCGUGGGGGUGCGCGCCCUCGACGACAUCCUGCCCGCCAUGCUGGCCCAGCUGAACGACCCGGACCCGAGGGUGGCGGAGGCAACCCUGGACGGGCUACGCCAGGUGAUGGCCAUCAAGUCGCGCGUGGUGCUGCCCUACCUGGUGCCGCAGCUGAUAGCUCCGCCGCGCGUCAACACCAAGGCCCUGUCGAUCCUGGCGUCCGUGGCGGGCGAUGCGCUCACCAAGUACCUGCACAAGAUCCUGCCCGCGCUGCUGGCCGCGCUCUCCAGCAGCCAGGGCACCCCGCGCGAGGCUCAGGAGCUGGAGUACUGCCAGGCGGUGGUGCUCUCCGUCACGGACGAGGUCGGCAUCCGCACGGUGAUGGACCAGCUGAUGGAGGCCACCCGCGCGGACGACGCGGAGCUGCGCCGCGCCGCGGUGACGCUGCUGUGCGCGUUCUGCCGUCACACGCACGCCGACUACUCCCAGUACGUGCCGCAGCUGCUGCGCGGACUCAUCCACCUCUUCACCGACUCCGACCGCGACAUCCUGCAGAUGGCGUGGGAAGCCCUCAGCGCCGUCACCAAGACACUGGACUCAACCCAGCAGACGGCCCAUGUUGGGGACAUCAGGCAAGCCGUGAGAUUUGCCGUCAGCGACCUGAAGGGUCAGGACCUCCUGCCCGGGUUCUGCCUGCCCAAGGGCAUCACGCCGAUCCUGCCGAUAUUCAGGGAGGCCAUCCUGAACGGCCUGCCCGAGGUGAAGGAGCAGGCGGCGCAGGGCCUCGGGGAGGUGAUCAAGCUGACGAGCGCGGAGGCCCUGCAGCCGUCCGUGGUGCACAUCACCGGCCCGCUCAUCCGCAUCCUCGGCGACCGCUUCAACUGGAACGUGAAGGCCGCGGUGCUCGAGACCCUGGCUCUGCUGCUGGCCAAGGUGGGCGUGAUGCUGAAGCAGUUCCUGCCCCAGCUUCAGACCACGUUCCUGAAGGCCCUCAACGACUCCAACAGGCAGGUGCGCAUCAAGGCUGCCAACGCGCUCAGCCACUUGAUCGUCAUCCACACCAAGGCCGACCCCGUCUUCACGGAGCUCCACACGGGGGUGAGGACCACAGACGACCCGGCCAUCAGGGAGACGAUGCUCCAAGCCCUGCGCGGCAUGAUCUCGCCGGCGGGGGACAAGAUGUCGGAGCCCCUGCGCAAGUCUGUGUACACCACGCUGACCAACAUGCUGGGCCACUCGGAGGACGUCACCCGCUCCGCCGUGGCCGGCUGCCUGGGGGCGCUGUGCCGCUGGCUGUCCCCGGACCAGCUGAACGCAGCGCUCUCCGACCACUUGCUGGCUGACGACCUGACCUUGGACUGGACGCUCAGGCACGGUCGCAGCGCCGCGCUGUCUGUCGCGCUGAAGGAGGCUCCGGGCCAGGUGUACACGGACGCACGCAGGGAAAAGCUGUGCCGUGUGCUGCUGGCGUACCUCACGGCAGACAGGGUGCCUAUCGCGAUGAACGGAGUGAGGGGUUGCGGUUACCUCUUCAAGCACCUGCUCCUGACGAACCAGCCCCUACCCCAGCAGCUCCUGGUGCCGUUUGUUCGCACGAUGAACCACGGCAGCAACGAGGUGAAGCAGCUGCUGGCGCGCGUGUGCUCGGCGCUGGGCAAGACGGUGCCUCCCCCGCAGCUGGCGCCAGAGUUCCUCAAGGCCGUCAUCCCCAUGCUGGUGAACGGCACCAAGGAGAAGAACAGCUACGUCAAGGCCAACAGCGAGCUGGCGCUGGUGUCCGUGCUCCGCCUGCGCCACGCCGACGACAUGCAGCAGCACUGCCUGAGCCUGCUGGACGUGGGUGCCAAGGAGUCGCUGAGCGACGUGAUCAGCAAGGUCCUGCGCAAGGUCGCCAACCAGCCCGAGGGCAAGGACGAGGACCUGGACGACACCCUCAUAACCUGAUUGGCCGGCGCGGAGCGGCCCGAGCGAGACUGCGCUGCCGCUGCCGCUCACGUCCGCCGCCGCCCCGGCGACGGCAGAGCCACGUCAUAGUAGGGGGGCACUUUCGAGGUAUUCCUUCUCCGUCUUCAUUUGCUGGCGUCUGCCCAGUGAAGCCCGGUUCAAGAUGUGGCUAACUUUGUGGUAUACACAUUAAUAGAAGUGCUGGUUUUUUUACAAAUGCAUACCGUACUUUAUAAAAUGUGAGUGAAGAAUGAUUGUGAAUCUCUUGAAAGUGCCCCUGAAGUUAUUUAUCAAAAUUAAGUGUCCUAGCCGGUGUCUUGUGUAUCAAAAUGUUCACUCACAAUGUUUGUUUAAUAUUUACCGCUUUAAAGAAGACUGUUUAUAAUUUUAUUGAUUUCUUACUUUCCUGUUGUCCAUAGAUGUUUAUUAUUGCAAUGUGUACAACAAUUCGAUAAAUAUUUGAGUAGAGGCUGUGUAUAUUUAAUUUUUUUUAAAAAUUAAUUUUGUGAAUUAAUGGACCUCAAGAGUUUUACAUUUCAAAGUUAUUUUGUUUUCCAUGGAAUUAAUGUUUAUGAUGGAUGUUUAUUACUGUGAUUGUUUCAUCUGAAAUAAAAAUAGCUGUAUGAUGUACAAUAAUGUGUUUAUCAUGAAGUCAUGAUUAAAUUUUUUGCGUGUCUCAGUGUCGGAACUUGUAACAUGAGUAACUUCAGAUAAGAUGAUUUCUCAAUUCUUUUUGAAUCCAUACAUUUUAACCAGUGUAAUUGCAGCACUAAAUAGUUGGAAUUUUGAUCACUUAAUUCCUUGAAACAAUAUACAUUGUACAAAACUAUUGCUCAGGAUGUUGGCGAAAUCAUAUACAUACUACAUUUUUUUUUUUCCUGUCUGUAAAUCCUCACAACAAGCUGUGGUACUUUUUACAAAAAAAGUGUAAAUAGGUAUCCAAGACAACAGCAUACACUCACACAACUAUAAGCUAUUGGAAUGGGUAAUCAGUUGGUAGAGUUAUCAGUAUAAGAACAACUACAGCAGUAAUAAAAUGUAUUUUAUUUGUGUGUGAAAUAUGUACAAAAUAUCAGUUCUUCGGACGGCAGUUUCCAAAUGUUGGUUCUUAGUUUCCAUGAACAUGCAUAAAAACCUUAUGGAUAACCACAACCAUUUUUCAGUCUAAUGUGGUAAACUUACUUUAGGCACUGUGUAACCAGAUACAGACCCUCGAGAAAGAGUUUAAAAAAAAAUGUGAAGUAGCUUUUUUUCAGUAUUGAUGGUCAUGGAAGAAAAAUGUAAAAGUUAUAAGACAAAGACAUCACAAACUAAACUAAAAAUUAAAAUAUUUAGAGUAAGUACAUUUGUAUAGGAACAACAUAAUUCACUUUACAUCGAAGAGCUUUUAUGAUACAGUAACUACAUUAUUUUUGUUACUAAUGCUGGUUCAAAUUUUCAUAGGAAGUGAACAAACUGUUUAAAAAUAUCAGUAGUUAAGUAAUACAAAAAAGCUUGGUAAAAAAAAUAAUUAGGUACCUAUUUACAAUCACCUCAUAACCAUGAAGGAAAUAUGUAAUAUACCACGUGAAAGAAACUGGAGAUAUACAUUGUGUUUGGUUAUGUGAUUAAAAAGCAAGUGUUUAGGUAUGAGCUUCAAAAACAUAAUUAUUUCACUAAAAUUUUACAUGCAAUCAGCAUCAGCAUCUUGAUUUUGUGUGUUCUUGGACUUACUCUCUUGACGAAAACCAACCUGGGAACCUUCACAAACAGUACUCCCUGACAAUGCAGAUACAUUUGUGAAAACCGUGCAACGACUUGCAUCAUUAGGACCAUAAAUUUGCCCAAUUAUGUUGGAGAUUUGGUUACAGUAUAUUAAUGACCUAAAGAUUUAUUUCAUACGUGAUUAAGUCCCACUUUCUGCCCUUGGGGAUCACUAGCCGUUUUGCUAAAUGAUGCACCUUCUGUGUGUUUUCUAUGUACUUUGGGCCUUAGUAUUUCCUUUUGGGUUUUUUGCAUGAUAGCAAUUUCUAGUUGUUAGUCUGAAAUGCUUUAAUGUAUCUGAAACUUCUGUUUUGACACAGUUUGGAUUUUAGAAUAUUUUAUUUUAUCAGGCUGUAUUUUAAUGUAUAGGUUAGCACUUAAUCUUGUGAAUAAGCUUCAUUCUUAAAGUUGCAUUUUCGGAGCGAUGUUUGGCCAUGAUAUGCCAUCGCUAUUACCGCUUUUCGCUCUCAAACUUCUCAAACACUCAACAGCUUGUCUGAAACCAUUUUAUUUCUCUUGUAGGAUUUUAUGACAAUUUCAAGAAGAUGUGUGGGAAACCCAUUCACGGCGAGUAAGCUGUCUAUAUGGUAAUCAAAACGUCAUAAAGAAUCAGUUAUUUUCUUUAGCAAACCUUCCCUGAGUCACGUAUUCAUCUUGCAUACCUGGAUCACUACUGUACACCUGGUGUUUCAAUGGCUCCUUUGUUUACAAAAAAAAAAAAGUAUUG
Messenger RNA from Bacillus rossius redtenbacheri, 10553 nucleotides. It is a transcript of the gene l(3)80Fj, whose product is annotated as stalled ribosome sensor GCN1. The record is from RefSeq and is a predicted model, not a curated record. Gene Ontology annotation, molecular function: protein binding; protein kinase regulator activity. The coding region runs from base 86 to 8083 and encodes 2665 amino acids. NCBI's taxonomy places the organism in Eukaryota, Metazoa, Arthropoda, Insecta, Phasmatodea, Bacillidae. The transcript is spliced from 41 exons. Gene Ontology annotation, cellular component: cytosol. Gene Ontology annotation, biological process: regulation of translation; cellular response to amino acid starvation.